This is a messenger RNA of Rotaria sp. Silwood2, 2478 nucleotides long. The record is from the annotation of a GenBank genome assembly. NCBI's taxonomy places the organism in Eukaryota, Metazoa, Rotifera, Eurotatoria, Philodinida, Philodinidae.
AUGAACAAAGCGGGUGGUAGUGGUUCUAAAUUUAAUUAUGAAGAUCAAAUUGAUCGACGCCGCCGAGAACAACAUCGUAAACACCAACUGAAAUAUCGUCGAUCACGACGUAAAUGUUGUAAGCCAAUUACAAAUGCCGUUUAUAUCUCAAGAAAUAUUGAUAAUAUCACGUCCGACUCAGAAGUUGAAAAUAUUGAAAAUGAACAUAUAAUAUAUAAUAACAACGACUCUACAGACAACAUAAAUAUUUCAAGUGAAGAAGUAGAUAAAUAUUUAUCUACACAUGUUAUUCGAUCAUAUGAUGCUCAUAAUAUGGAUGAACUUCAAUUAAGUGAUGAUGAACAAUAUUUUUCUAAUGUUACUCGUGGAAAUAGUGAUUCUGAGGAGGAAAUUGAUAACAAUGCUUUAUCAAUAGCGAAUUUUAUCCGGAAAUCUAACCUUAAUCAUUCUGAUACAACACACCUCCUUCAACUUCUUCGAACCAUUCGUUUUGAUGAAGAAAUUCCGAGAACAGAAAAUGAUUUAUGGAACAAAUUAGGUGUUGAAUUUAAUUUUCAGUCUUUCGUCUUUUGCACUUCCUGUUCAGCCAAAUUGGUUAAGUUUUCAGACUGGUGUAAUUGUGCUGCAUCAUUUAAAAAAAUUAAUUCUGAACUCAUUGUAUUUUCUGUAUCAUCUGCAUUGACAAAUAUUAUUAAACAAAAUAUUGAUUUAAUAGACUGGUAUCGGCAAGAAGAUAAUCAAAUUGUACCUGAUAUUGUUAAAGGUUCUGUUUUUAAGAAAAAACGAAGAAAUAAUUCAAUUACCAUAUUGAUUAGCACAGAUGGUAAGCCUACUUUGAAAAGUAGUCAAAGUUCUAUAUGGCCGAUUCUCGGUAGUAUAGUUGAAAUACCUCCACCUGUUCGUGAAUUUCAAGAUAAUAUUAUGCUAUUUGCCUUAUGGCAUUCGCCGAAUGCACCUAAUGCUAAUGUUUUUAUUACUGAUGUUAUUAAUCAAAUCGUUCAACUUCAAAAAAAUGGUUUGUCUAUUGAUUUAGCAGCUAAAGGUAUUCGUAUAUUUGAAAUUGAUGUUCAAUUAUUGGUUGGUGAUUUGCCAGCCAGGGCAAAACUUACUCGUCUUAAUGGACACUCUGGAUAUUUUGCUUGUAGUAAUUGUUUAUAUGAAGGUGUAUCAUGUCCAUAUCAUAGACAUACAUUAUAUACUUGGUCUAAUUUUUGUGCAGCUAAACCUAGUGUUCGUACACAAGAACACAUUGACUGGUGUGCAAUGCGAGGAGAAGUUUCAAAUAAAAAAGUAUAUGGUGUUCAUGAAGCAUCACCAUUAUCACGUAUUAUGUCGAUACCUAUUCAAUGUGUAUAUGAUUAUUUUCAUCUGAUUUUUGAAAUACAUUUGACUAUGCUUGUCAAGAAAUGGAAAUUACGAUUGACACAAGUUAAUAUAAAUUAUAUUAAUAAACUACUUAAUGAUGUUUCUUAUCCUCAUUCUUUCAACCGAAAACCGAAAAAUUUUAAUUUGUUUAAUCAAUGGAAAGCAAGCGAACUACGAACAUUCUUUCUUUAUCUCGCUUUACCGACGAUUAUUCGUGCUCAACCAGCUUUAUCUGAUAAAAUAAUUUACCAUUUUUCUCUUUUAUUCAUUUAUGUCAGAAUAUUACGUUAUUUUGAUGAUCGUUAUCAAAUACAUGAUAUGAAGAUAUUUAUCGAAAAAUAUUUGCAAAUGUUUUCAACCAUAUAUGGUCAGUGUCAUGAAUUGUUAUCAACUCAUGUAUUAAUUCAUCUUACGGAACAAUGUACUCGUCAUGGUGGUUUAAGUUAUCACAGUAUGUUUACAUUUGAAAGUCAAUUACACUAUUUAAGAAAAAUGGCACAUGGAACAACUUCCCUUGCUCAACAAAUUGCGUUCUGGUAUACCAUUGAUAAAAAACUUAAUACAAAAAAAAAAUAUUCUGUUGAUUUAUUAACAAAGCAAGAGCUUCGACGUGAUAUUUUCUUUGAUAACAACAUUCGUAUUUUAUAUCAACAAGCAUUUCAAAAUGCAUGUCAUUUAUUCUUCGGUUUACACAUCGAUCAUGUAGUAGAAUAUAUUUCUCGUUUUGGAUCAGGUCUUAAAAUGUAUCAUUCACUUGCUUAUCUUCGUAAAAGAAGCACAGCUAGUCAUCGAGUUUGUGUUCCCAAUCCACGAUGCACAAAAAAAAUUUGCUUUGGUGAAAUUAUUUUCUUUUUUUCAUACCGUCAGGAAAAUUUUUUAUUGUUAAAACAAUAUCGUUGUUCACUUCGUACUUUUUCGUCUUUUAUAUCAUAUGAAAACUGUUUAGAAUCAUGGUCAGAUUAUAUCAAUCGUUUUUAUCAUAUUAUUGAAAGUUCAUCGUUCCAUUUUGUUAUCUUACCCUGUACUUCAAUUGUUAAUAAGUGUUUGUUUAUUCCAUUUAGUGAUACAGAUUUUGUGUGUACUGAAAUUGAACAUGAACUAGAACAUGAUUAA